This is a messenger RNA of Menidia menidia (Atlantic silverside), 2250 nucleotides long. The record is from the annotation of a GenBank genome assembly. Lineage: Eukaryota; Metazoa; Chordata; Actinopteri; Atheriniformes; Atherinopsidae.
UUCAGGGAUGGCUGCAAUCAGGAAGAAGUUGGUGAUUGUUGGGGAUGGUGCUUGUGGGAAGACCUGUCUGCUCAUCGUGUUCAGUAAGGACCAGUUCCCAGAGGUUUACGUCCCCACAGUGUUUGAGAAUUAUGUGGCGGACAUUGAAGUGGAUGGAAAACAGGUGGAGCUGGCACUUUGGGACACAGCAGGGCAGGAAGACUAUGACCGGCUGAGGCCUCUCUCCUACCCUGACACCGAUGUUAUCCUCAUGUGCUUCUCUGUUGACAGUCCUGACAGUUUAGAGAAUAUUCCAGAAAAGUGGACUCCUGAAGUAAAACACUUUUGUCCUAAUGUUCCCAUCAUUUUGGUCGGCAACAAAAAGGAUCUUCGCAACGAUGAGCACACUCGACGAGAACUUGCAAAAAUGAAACAGGAGCCAGUUAAAUUUGAAGAUGGCAAAGAGAUGGCAAACCGCAUCAGUGCCUAUGGCUACCAGGAGUGUUCUGCCAAAACCAAAGAUGGUGUCAGGGAAGUCUUUGAGAUGGCAACUAGGGCCGCGUUGCAGGCCAAGAAAAACAGGAAGAAGCCCAUUUGUGUACUUUUAUAGGCUGCAGGAAGAGGGAGAGCUAUCCUCAAGCACAGAUGAAGAAGGCUGCUUCCACUGACAUGUCAUGUGGGGGGUAUGGGUGUGUGGGUGGGCCAGAAAAGUUGCUCAAUUUCAGAUCACCUGAUUACAGUCAGCAGGUCGAUGCCAACCUGAAACGAUUCGACAUGCUUCUAGAUUCUGCUUCUUGGUUUAUGAAUAAAGUGAUGCCAAUUAUUUGGCUCAUGUUAAACCAUUUUAAUUUUACACUAUUGUGUUAGAUUUUCUGGGAAGGUUGUAUGGUCAGGACAAGGAUUUGAAGUUGAGCAGUUUUAAAUGGGAUUGAUUUGUGCCAUCAGGGGAAACAAUAAAGAAAAGGUCCUUACCAGGCCAAAGAUAAUGGAAGUGACAGAAAAGACAUACAUUUAGCCAAUGUUUGAGGUAAGGCCAAGUCUAAGCGGAUCUUACACGCCUACGUGUAGUGCCUUGGGAGCAGUGGUUCAGAUUAAUGAGUUGCGGGGUAAAGAUUCCUGACUCUAAUAGGGUAUUGUUUGUUGUGUCCACUCAUGUUUUUCAACCCUUUUCUCCCUGUCACUGGCUUGGCUCCUUCAGGCCCAUUUUCUGACUCAGGCACCAUGCAGGGGUUUGCCUGAACUAGAUUGUAUGAGACAUGUUCCCAUACUGUAUUACUUACCUGUAAUUUUAGAGUGCGUGUAUGCAACUGUAUGGUAGUCUCUUUUUCUCUCCAGUGCAGCUCUGCAUGCGAUGAAUGUGUGUAUAUUUGUGUGAUUGUGUGUAUUGAUAACAUAUGUGUCAUGUACUGUAUUCAUGGAAAGGCCUUCUGCAACACUGACCUAACUCUUUGUUUUCAUGCCAAAGUUACCCCUGUUGGCCACAGCUGAAGGUCCAGAGGGGUAAUGAAAUUAACAGCUACUCAGAGUGACAUAGAAACUUUUACUUUACUGGAAAACAUUGUACUACAGCAAGAGGCACAAUCAGGUUAACCUCAGUUUUAGGAUGUUUUUGUGUAUACCAUAUUGAUUUGUGUAAAUCAGUAGGUGAAAUCAUAAGCAGUGUAGUUGAAAAGUUUCAUAUUCUUUCAAAUAGAUGAUAGGCUUAUCUUAUUACUAUGUCCAUUAUGUACUAUAUGUCUAGCAGGUUCUUGUAAGGACAUGUUCAUGAUGUGUAUUUCACGUUUGCCUUGUUCUCCAUGCUCCCCAUUCCCUUUAAAUGACAUUGUCAUUGUUGCAUUAUGUAACUUUUUAUCGUUGAUGUCAAAAAUGUUUUGAGUACAUUUUAAUCAGUUUACUUAAUCCUGCUGUUAUGAUCACUUUAUGUGAGUUUAAUAAUAAAUUUUAACAAUUGCAUUGUUUCAUUUGAUUGAUAGUAAUCAAGGCCAUGCUAAAAGGUUUUGGGAAUUGAGUGAGAGCGGUUGUUUUCUUUUUCUUUUUUUUAAAUCACAUUUUUAAAAUGUGUUUGAUUUUUAUUACUGUUAUAUAUAAACAGAAUUUCUGACCGCCCCCUCCCUGUUGGCUAAAAUAAAGCUGGUGUUUGGGUUUUCUGUUUAAAGGUAUUUAUAUGUUAUUAGAUCUGUUCAUGCAUAAAUAAUUGCAACAAUGCCCUAUAUAUUUUGGCAUUAACUUACCUUUUCCCAAAUAAAACACUCAUAACCCGUUUGAAAUAUA